Lethenteron reissneri (Far Eastern brook lamprey) is the source of this 5950-nucleotide messenger RNA. RefSeq names its product amiloride-sensitive sodium channel subunit gamma-like. Gene Ontology annotation, biological process: sodium ion transmembrane transport. Gene Ontology annotation, cellular component: plasma membrane. NCBI's taxonomy places the organism in Eukaryota, Metazoa, Chordata, Hyperoartia, Petromyzontiformes, Petromyzontidae. The record is from RefSeq and is a predicted model, not a curated record. Gene Ontology annotation, molecular function: ligand-gated sodium channel activity.
UGCAGCGCACACUGAGGCAGAGAGAGAGAGCGAAUAGUGGAUGGCAGCGAAUGAUUGCGUUUAUUUCUCAGAAGUUGAAUGCACCCCAAUAAAACAGAUAACCCACCCACUGUGAGGAAGCAACACGACACUCCUGUUUACAGCUGAGCACACCACUUGCAUUCACUACACGAGCUGCGCUGCGAUGGCUUCCGAGGGUGACUCCAACAAGCGUGUGCUCCAUCGGGUGAAGGACACCCUCAAGAUCGAGGGCCCCGAUCCCUCCAUCACCGACCUGCUGGACUUCUACCUCAACAACACCAACAUGCACGGCAUGCGCCGAAUCGCAGUCUCAAAAGGGCCCAUCAAGAAGACGAUUUGGAUCGUGUUCUCGCUCAUCGCAGUGGCGAUGGUGUUCUGGCAGGGCAUCCAACUCAUACAGAGCUUCUACUCCAUCGCCGUGUCGGUGACGAUCAACUAUCAGAAGAUGCCCUUUCCAGCCAUCACCAUCUGCAGCCUCAAUCCCUACAAAUACAAUCAGUCCCAGGCUCUGCUGGAGAAGCUGGACAGGAACGCCGCCGUGGCCCUGCACAACAUCGGCAUCGCGGUGACGAACCUCAGCGCAGCGAAGCGGGACGACGAGCCGCUGCCCAUGCCGCUGGUGUGGCUGGACACCACGGUCACCAAUCAAACCGUGGUCACCGAUGUGAUCAGCGGCAAAUUCCACGUUGUGCCGGGGGAGGUGGAAAUGAGGUCGUACUUCAGCCAAAAUUAUCAGUCGUCCGAACCUCUUAUCGCUAUUGAAGUGUGUGGGGAAGAAAAAAAAUGUAUCUACAAUGCCUUCACGUCCGCCAUUGAUGCUGUAAUGCAGUGGUACCGCCUGCAUUUCAUCAACAUCAUGGCCAUUGUGCCCGAGAAGGAUAAGGACAAGCUUGGGUACAGUGCCGAUGAGUUCAUUAUCGGUUGCCUCUUCAGCGGAACUGUUUGCGAUCCCAGCACAAGCUUCAAGAAGUUACAACAUCCAAUCUUGGGAAAUUGUUUCACUUUCAAUGACGGACGCGAUGGGAAAAGUUUGGACAUUGCCUCCGCCGGCAUUGACUAUGGGCUGCACAUGAUUCUUAACACGAGGCAGGACAAUGCCCUACCCUACCUGGCCAUGGGGGCCGGUGCCAAGAUUGGCAUCCACCUGCAGAAUACAACCCCCUUCAUCGAGGCCGUGGGGAUCAACAUCCCCCCAGCCACGGAGUCUUCCCUGGGACUUCGAGUGAACGAUGUCCAAAAACUCGGUGAGCCUUACAGCGACUGCACAAUGGACGGAAGUGACAUCGAUGUAAAAAGCCUCUACGACAGCCCAUACUCGGUGCAAACCUGCCAGAACUCGUGCUUCCAGUUGGAGAUGAUCAAAAGCUGUGGCUGUGCCAAUUACGAGCAACCGCUGCCUGAAGGAUCUCACUUCUGCAACUACGACAACAACCCAGGCUGGGAGUACUGUUACUACCGCCUGUACGACAUGUACAUUAAAGAGGAGCUCAAGUGUAUUCAAGUCUGCCGACAAAUUUGCUCGGAGACGGAGCACGAGGUAACUUUGAGCCUAGCUGACUGGCCGUCCAAAGCAUCUAAGGGGUGGCUGUUGCGUGCGCUUUCUGAAGAGCGAGGACUGCCGGCCAACGACACACUGAAGCCGAGCGACAUUGCCAUUGUCAACAUUUACUUCAAAGAUCUCAACCAGAAGACCAUUUCAGAAUCUCCGGCGAGCAGCAUCGUGACAUUGCUCUCCAACCUCGGAGGGCUUCUGGGGCUCUGGCUGAGCUGCUCUAUGCUGUGCGUCGUCGAGGUGCUGGAGAUCUUCUGCGUCGACUUCCCGUGGAUCCUGCUGAAGAAGCUGCUCGCGACGUGCCGCAGGACCUUCGCGUCCCUCGUCCGCGGCCCCGACCCCGCGCCCUCCGUCCACUUCCCCGUUCAGUUGCCCAUGGGUGGCAGCCCAGCGGAGGACCCGCCCACCUUCCACACGGCGAUGCAGUGCCCGCGCGAGCCCAUUCCGACGCCCAACACGCCGCCGCCCCAGUACGACACCCUGCGCUUGCGCCAAAUCGCCGGCUACGUUCCCGACGAGGGCAGCGACGGAGAGGAUUAGCGCGGAAGCCGCCGGCGCCGCCGUCGGCACUCGUGUCGGGGGUCGGUCCGGAAUUGCCGUCGUUAAGAGCUCACUGACGUGGGAAAUACGUGAAAGCGGAUAUAAGCAGAACUCUGUUCUGUGCCUCCGCAUGAGAGUAAAAAUAAGUUUUAGUUCAACAGCCUAUUGACUUUCCAGAUAAAUAGUAUCGAGCAAUUACCUUCCGGGUCUCAUCAGCGGAGUUAAGAUUUUCUAUAUGAUGUCAGAUUAAAAGAUCUCGUGACAAAAGCUCGCCAUAUAAACAUGGGAUCCCAUUCAAUGCAAAAGGCUGCAAAAAGCAAUGUGCUUUUGUCCAGACAUUACGGAGCAGGAUAAUGUUUAAGUCAUUGUGCCUUUGAAAGAAAUACUUUCCUGAAACCUUAGCCUACUAUAUAGGGUGUACGAAAAUAUAUAAUCCAUUUUAAUGCAAACUAAUUCGGCAGCAUUUUGAAAGGCGUGGUUGAAAUUUUGCCAAAAUGUUCCCUUAAACCAUUGAAGUGACCUUCAGCGGUGCAGAAUGGUUCAACCAUUCAAGACUAUCACCACCUGGAAAUCUCUCAAAACCCUAGGACAUGUGCUGCCAAACGCCACGACGGACAUGUGUAGGUUUAACAAUGUUACCCAUGAGAUCAAAUCUUCAUACCACAGUCCCAAGUUUGUGGGUGUGGAGUUUCACAGUUUGAUCUCAAAACUGAUAGUCUAAUUGUAAUGUAUUACCUCAUGGAUGGAACAUUUUAAGGACACCCUGGAUACUCGCCUGUGUUGAAAUCAAUGGUGAUAGGUUUAACACCGUCAGAUUUGGCACGGUACAUGAAAUACAGAAAUUAAUAUUUGGUACAAAAGAUGUAUUAGCGGAGCCAUCAACAGAAGGUGUGUACAGGAUUAACUGCACUUGUGGUAAAUGUUAUGUUGGGCAAACAGGAACAAUGGUCAGCACGAGACUAAAAGAACAUCAGAGAUAUUUAAUACUCCCAAAUACAACUGUCAGAACACGCGUGCCAACAAGGACACUCAAUUUAUUUGGAUAAUGUUGAAGUUCUGUGCAAAACCAGCUACUACUGGCCAAGACUAAUUAGAGAAUGUAUCGAAAUUGAAAUAAAUAAAUAAAAUGCAACUGUUUGGAUAGCUCCCGUCUUAGUGCUGCGUGGAAGCGAAUCAUCAAAGAAUACAAAGAAUACAUUGUUUAAAUGCACGCCGAUACAAGCCACCAUACUUCCAUAGGGAUUACCGUUGGUACAGCUAUUUUAAUACACAAUGGACAGGAAGGACAAGAUCAAAGGGCUCGCAUAAUGCGCAUGCAUAAUGUACGUUGACUCAUUAAUCCCCCCCACACUUUGCGCAAAAGUGCAGAAGCGUGGUCACCACAUCUACGCCUCUAUAUAAGGAACGAAACAAGUGGACUUCUCCACAAAUCUGGCUGUUGUCUGAUGAAGUAUGGUUGUUAUUACUGGCGAAACCUUGUACUCAGAUUGUAAAUGUUGUGGCUUGGCUCUCCAACGCACCGGUGUUGCUGUACUAGUGACGAAUUGGCCACGUUCUGCUUGUGACAACCCUUACUAGUUGGCUGUGUCGGGUGGUGGCGGGUUUAAUGACACAUUUAUAUAUUUACGCAAUAUAACCCAACAAAACCUCUAUUGUGAAUGGUGAUACGGUUGAUGAAAAAUAAGAAAAGGUUUUGACGCUCUGGCAAUAAAACAGGCAUCAAGUCUGCAUUAACCACCGAUACUUGUGGAAAAACAUGCAGACAAACAUCUGAUAGUAUACGCAUUGUUUUUAAAAUUGAUUGGCCUGCAUUAGAGACAGCCUUCAUUUUUCAACAUCUAAGAGGGUAAAACUUUUUAUUUUUCAUUAUUUUUGAUACUGCCAAAAAGGUCCCCAUAGGUGACGAGGUUGUUUUAGUUCUAUGCUCGUCCACGGCCGCCACCACAGUGGCUCAAGUUUGAUUUGAAAUAUGGCCUCGAAUUGUACCUCCUCAAUGUGCCGCCCACGAUUGCCAGUUUCCGCAUUGAUGCAGCAGAGAUGAUGCUGGACGGCCGUUAGUGGCACGCAACUGGUCCUCCUGUAACUUACCAUCGUACAGGAAAUUGUGGCGUUUCCAUCGCUUUUGUGAUCGCCAAUCGCAAAAUGCACUCCAUAAAAUCAUUCAGUCAUUCAGUAAUAUUUUGCCUCUGCAUUCUUGUAAUCUAACGACUGCUGCUAACGCAAAAAUAUUUAAAGUUUAAACAAUGUUACAUUUUAGGUUGGUAAAUUAGUUGAUCGGAAGGUCCGUGUGUUGUGGGGUGAAGUAUGGGUACUCCCUUCUCUUCCAAAGACGUCUGGUCAGGGUGGAAGAGUAGGCCAAAUUACACUCUGGAGGGGCUGUCUUGACCUCCCUCUAGUGGAGGCAUUUUUUUCAUCCAAUACUGAGCCAAAAAUUUACAUCAACAUCCAGAUUGCAAGUGCAGUCAUCCCAGAACGUGCCAGUGAUUAAUGCUGAUAGAGUUUGGCUGAAGAAUAAUGUUCGAGACUGCCUCUAGCAGGUGUGUGGCCACAGAGAUGUGCAGUGUCUCACCACCACAAGUAUCUCAAUUCUUGAUACAGUAAUCUACUUUACAAUCCUGUAAACUAUUGAAUGUUUCGAGACGUUAUAAUGUACAAUAAUGACGAUAUAUUUUGGCCCGUAGUGUGAAAUGGUUAACACAUUUCUGUAGUGUGAAAAAAGUGAACAUUUCACGUUAGUAGUUCCAGACCUGUUUUCCUUUACUGAAUAGCUUCAUGAAGAAAUAACAGUUGGUCUCAUUAACACAUGCAGUAUAAUAUGUCGUGUGAACGUUGCAUACCUCCAGUUGAGUAUUGCCGUGUUCUCCGGAAUUUAAGUCGCUCCAGAAAGGAAGGUGCACCGAAAACCGGUGCCCGUUGUCAAUAAAGUUGCACAAGAAGUCUUGUUACACACGGACACGCAUGCACGCACGCCUACCAAAUGGGAAGAUACACCACAACUAUUGCUUAACAAUACGGAGGUAAAGUGUGCCUCAUAAUCUGGAGAAUACAGUCGGCAUGGAAAUGAUUGUUAUUGGGUAAAUGUCGUAUAUUUUAAAGAGCCGUUUAGAUUUCUUUAUGCAGGGUAGAAAAAGAUGAGUUCAUACAUUGGCAGCAAUAAUUCAUUUCAAUAAUUAUCAAACUUAGAAUAAUGUGAUUUUAAUGCUAACAAAAUAAUAAUGUGUUUUUAUGCAGCAGAACUUAACUCGUCAUGCAGCAUGUUUAAAUAAUAUAUAUAACAUGUUUACAAAACAAUAUUUAACUUGAUUUAUAUUUCUUUUGCGAAGAAAUCGUUCAGACUAUUUCAUAAAUCAAGGUGGUCAUUGUGCAUUUUCACCACCUCAAACUAUAUUCUGAAAUCACGGGAAGCAUCCUUUUAAGUAUUACACUUCAAUGUAACUAACAUGCAAUAUUGCUUUGAUAAAAAAAAAACUGACAUGAGGCCUCUACAGAUAAUCAUGUUUUAGCUUGUGUUUCACAAAAUAUAUGCAUUAAAUUGUUUAUGUUUGUAUACUGUUGGAGUGUAUUCUGCUAUUUUAAGUUUUAGGACAUUGUAAUGCAUCGAUUUACUGCUAUGCUUCACGAGUGAACAUUCCUUACCUGCGUCUGGCCCACAAGGUGGCUUCCUGUAUCACUACCUCAGGGCCAGAACAAGAAGAGAAAACUUCACUAUUGCGUGGACAUGUUACGUGUGUAGGCAGGUGUAAUUUUCAGUUUACUGAUCUAUGCUAAAUUAAUAUACGGCAUAAAGUCGCAUAUCUAACUGGCUAGGUACUGAGAUAUGUAAAAAGUUGGAUGUUU